Messenger RNA from Rhodotorula toruloides NP11, 1044 nucleotides. Its product is annotated as NAD-dependent epimerase/dehydratase. The coding region runs from base 1 to 1044 and encodes 347 amino acids. Lineage: Eukaryota; Fungi; Basidiomycota; Microbotryomycetes; Sporidiobolales; Sporidiobolaceae. Gene Ontology annotation, molecular function: oxidoreductase activity, acting on the CH-OH group of donors, NAD or NADP as acceptor. The record is from RefSeq and is a predicted model, not a curated record. The transcript has 5 exons.
AUGUCGAAGCCUCUCGUUCUGGUCACCGGCGCUUCAGGCUACGUCGGCGCCUCCGUCGUUCACGCUUUCCUGCGAGCGGGCUAUCGAGUACGAGGGACGGUGCGGAAACAGGCGCAGGCGGGUGCAUGGCGGUAUCGCUUACCUCAGUACGACGAGGAGAGGCUGGACUUUGCGAUCGUCGAGGACAUGGGCAGGGAGGGAGCGUACGACGAGGCAAUCAAGGACGUUGAGGUUGUCGUGCACACAGCUUCGCCGUUCUUCUUCGGCUACACCGAUAACGAACGGGACAUGUUGCUGCCUGCCGUCAACGGCACACUGAACAUCCUCGACGCCGCGCAUCGGGCUGGCACUGUCCGCCAAGUCGUUAUCACCUCGUCCUUUGCCGCUUUGCAGGACUACCACCGCGGUCCUGACCCGACAAAGGUCUACACGGAGGAGGACUGGUGUCCUCUGACUUGGGACGACGCCGUCAAGGAGGAGAAGGACCAGGUUCUUGUCUACGUGACGAGCAAGAAGUACGCCGAGAAGAAAGCGUGGGAUUUCAUCGCGGAAAAGAAGCCGGCGUUCUCCCUCACUACAAUCCUCCCCGUCUACGUGAUCGGCGCCUCGGAACAGCCUCUCCAGUCUAUCGACGGCCUGUCAACCUCCGCGUCCUGGAUCCGCGAGUUCAUUGACAAGCAAGAAUUACCCAAGGCGCCGAUACAUGCCAUGGUCGACGUGCAAGACGUCGCCCUUGCGCACCUUCGCGCCGUCGAGAACGCCUCGGUCGCAGGAGGCAAGCGGUACCUCGUCGCGGCGCAUUCCUUCAGCGGGUCCGAAGUUGCACAUAUCCUCCGUCAAGCGUUUCCCGAGCAGCACGAACGGUUUCCGGACGCGGGAGGCGAGCCGGGCUGGGACAAGGAGGAGCCUUGGAAGUGGGAUACAAGCCGGGCAGAGACGGAUCUAGGCAUGCGCUGGAAGCCGCUGGAGCAGACGAUCCGAGAAGCGGCGGAGCAGGUUUUCGAGUUUGAGCGACGAGACAAGCGGGCGUGCGCUGCAUCGUAG